AUGAAGCGCCAAGCUGACGCUUCCACCACCGGCGAUGCCGUCGUCGGGCGCCGGGUAUCGGUGGGCGCCCACCGCGGCACCAUCCGAUAUGUCGGAAGCGUCCCGCCCACCGACGGCAUCUGGCUAGGCAUCGAAUGGGACGACCCGACCAGGGGCAAGCACGACGGCGUAGCCAGCGACGGAACCAGCUACUUCAACGUCAGAGUGCCAGGCAGCGGCUCCUUCCUCCGCCCGACCGCGUCCAAGCUAUCCUACGGCUCCUCGUUCCUCCAGGCGCUCCGGGCAAAGUACCUCUCCUCGCCCUCGACCGGCGACGGCAGCGCGCCGUCCAAGCAGCAGCACCACUACUCGCGCAGGAACCUGGCCGAAAUCGAAAUAGAGGCUCCCAACAUGCACGGCGUCAUACAGCGGACCGCACGCCUCGACCGCCUCCGCCAGGUCGGCCUCGGAGGCUGGAAGGCGCUGCGCGGCUCGGCAGCAAACGAAGAAGUCCAAGCCGUCGCGCUCGCAAUCGAUCCCCGGCUCGGCGAGCUGCCGGGCUCCAUACGCAGCACCUGUCCCAAUAUCCAAUGGCUCGAUCUGUCAAUGUCGCUUCUGCCAGACUGGGACCAGGUAGCCACCAUCGCAGCCGAACUCGACCGGCUAGAUUGCCUCAUCCUCAACUUUGUCCGCCUCGCUCCCGUGCCCCGACCUUCGCCGCCAACGCGCUGGGCCGCCGCCUUUGCGAGCAUCAAGGACCUCCGGCUCGACGGCACCAUGAUCGCCUGGGACGAGAUGCUCGCCCUCGCGCCUGCCCUGCCCUCCCUCGAGCUGCUGCAGCUCGGCCAGAAUCGGCUCACCUCUCUGGCCGCCUCCCGCGGCGACUCCGCAACGCCGACCGAUGGGGCAGGGCGCCUUCCCAACCUUCACACCCUCAUCCUCGAGGACAAUCUGCUCUGCUCCUGGGACGACGUCGUCGCCGCGCUCGCCCCCCUUCCAGCCCUUGAGAAUCUCUACCUCACCCGCAAUCUCAUCGCUGCCAUCCCGCGCUACAAGGCCGGCCCCGUGCUCCGCAGGCUCAAGCACGUUGGCCUUUGCAGGAAUCCGAUCGCGACCUGGGAGGACCUCGACAACCUCGAGAGCUGGUUCCCUUCCGACUGCACCCGCGCCAAGGGUCCAGCUAGCGACGCUGCUGGGGAUCGACACCAGGGCAGCGGCUUCAGCCUCAACCUCAUCCCUCUGAACGAGGCAGGAGAUGGGGCCGAUCCGGCUCAGCCUGACCGCCAUGUUUCGCCGCUGGUCAGCUCGUUUGCUGCGCACGACUUCCGCGCCAUUGCCGUUGCACGCCUGGCCGGCCUAGAGACUCUCGACCGCACACCCGUGACGGCCAGGGAGCGGCGGGAUGCAGAGCUCUACGUCUUUGGCAAAGUCGACGACGGGAGCCGCCUGACGACGCGGGGCGUCGCGGCUGCUUCCAGCUUAGGCUUAAAAGCGCAGGGCCCUCUAGGCAACAGUCAAGAGCCCAAUGGCGGAGUGGCAGUAGACGAGGAGGCCGUCGCUUUGACCAUGGAUCAGAAGCGGCUUGUGUUCCCGCGGUACGACGAGCUCAAGCGCAGAUUCAGCCCCGAUGCGGAACAAGUCGCAAGCCGAUCCGUCGAGCGCCAGUCAAUCGAAGUCGGGCAAAGCGGAGUCGCCGAGCCGACUGCGACCACGGCAACGAGGACAGCGUCCGACUCCGGCGCGGCAAAAGGAACGCUCAAGGCGAAGCUGGUCGAGGUGCGGGUCACGCGGAGCGCCGAAGAGCCCCGCCAGAAUGGAGGCCAAGAAGCAACGCCCGUCGCCGGUGACGGCGGGGACGGUGCCGCCCGACCCGUCAAGCUCAUCUCGUCGACGCCGCUGCGGCUGGCCAAGAUCAAGCUGGCUAAGGCCGUCUCGGCGCGUCCCACCCAGGUCCAGUCCCUCUGGGCCGUCCUAAGCGGUGCCGACGACUCGCACCAUGCUUCCACACCGGGCAGCGGCAGGCUGGUCGUCGAACUCGAUGACCUCUCCAAGGACCUGCUGUGGUACGGCAUCGGAAGCGGCGAUGAGAUCGUCGUCAUCGUCGCCGACACGGCGAGCUGA
Messenger RNA from Pseudozyma flocculosa PF-1, 2100 nucleotides. RefSeq lists its product as uncharacterized. The transcript is spliced from 3 exons. Bases 1 to 2100 code for a protein of 699 amino acids. Gene Ontology annotation, molecular function: alpha-tubulin binding. NCBI's taxonomy places the organism in Eukaryota, Fungi, Basidiomycota, Ustilaginomycetes, Ustilaginales, Ustilaginaceae. The record is from RefSeq and is a predicted model, not a curated record. Gene Ontology annotation, biological process: protein folding.